Wasmannia auropunctata (little fire ant) is the source of this 307-nucleotide messenger RNA. RefSeq lists its product as uncharacterized. The transcript has a single exon. The annotation marks the transcript as partial. The record is from RefSeq and is a predicted model, not a curated record. NCBI's taxonomy places the organism in Eukaryota, Metazoa, Arthropoda, Insecta, Hymenoptera, Formicidae.
CUUUUGACCAAGCAACAAGCUUUAUUAGAGCGAUUGUUGUCAUUUCUGAGAGAAGGUGGUUACCUGUUGACGCGUGAGAAAUGCGACGUAACAGACUAUGAGAAAUAUUUGCAGCAAUACGAAUUAAGUGUUAUUCUUGAAAAGAGGACUGAUAAAGAAACGAUUCUGCUUCUAAAGAAAAAAAUGUUGAUAAGAAAAAGAAUUAUUAUCCAUAUAAGUAAUGAUAACUUUAAUUGGCUGGAGGAUCUAAAGUGGCUUGUAAGCGAUGAGAGAAAACUUGAUAAGACUAGCAGAACUAUAAUUGUUG